Erigeron canadensis is the source of this 1459-nucleotide messenger RNA. RefSeq names its product aspartic proteinase Asp1. Bases 65 to 1321 code for a protein of 418 amino acids. NCBI's taxonomy places the organism in Eukaryota, Viridiplantae, Streptophyta, Magnoliopsida, Asterales, Asteraceae. The record is from RefSeq and is a predicted model, not a curated record. The transcript has 8 exons. Gene Ontology annotation, molecular function: aspartic-type endopeptidase activity. Gene Ontology annotation, biological process: proteolysis.
AAAAUAAAACGAAGACCAUUUAGUCAAUUACGAUUAUACCCUUGUCUGUUAUCCAAAUCAAACAAUGAAGUCAAGGGUGAUAACGGUAUUGUGUUUUCUGUUAAUUUGGGUGGUGGUAUCUCCGUCGUCGGCUUCCGAUGAUCGUCGGGGAAAAUGGUGGAAGUGGUCGUCUUCAGGGAAUUCAAUAUGUUCAUCUGUUGUACUUCCUUUAUAUGGCAACGUUUAUCCUAAAGGGUAUUAUUAUGCUCAGAUAAACGUAGGACAUCCUCCGAGGCCUUAUUUUCUUGAUCCUGAUACAGGCAGUGACUUGACUUGGCUUCAAUGUGAUGCUCCCUGCGUACAUUGCACUCAGGCCCCUCAUCCUUAUUACAGACCAAAUAACGAUCUAGUACCUUGUAAAGAUCCGCUUUGUGCAUCACUGCACUCUGGAGAUCAUAGAUGUGAUGACCCGGAUCAAUGUGAUUAUGAGGUUGAGUAUGCUGAUGGUGGUUCAUCUCUUGGUGUCUUGGUCAACGAUAUCGCCUUUCUCAAUCUUACCACUGGAGUUCGAAUCACUCCUCGUCUCGCCAUUGGGUGUGGAUAUGAUCAGAUUCCUGGUCCAUCUUAUCAACCUCUUGAUGGAGUUCUAGGUCUUGGGAAGGGCAAAACCGGCAUUGUUUCACAGCUGCACAGUCAGGGUCUAAUCCGAAAUGUUGUUGGCCACUGUUUCAGCAGCCGUGGAGGCGGGUUUCUCUUCUUUGGAGACGACAUCAUUGAUCCUGCACGUGUUGUAUCUAUCCCAAUGUCACGUGACUACAGGAAGCAUUACUCACCUGGGUAUGGAGAAAUCAUUUACGGUGGAAAGGCAACUGGGCUGAAGAAUCUGCUUGUAAUAUUUGACAGUGGAAGCUCAUAUACAUACCUAAGUUCCCGAGCUUAUGAAGGCUUACUUUAUCUAGUAACAAAGGAAUUGAGAGGGACACCUAUACAAGAGGCAUUGGACGAUAAAACUCUGCCCUUUUGCUGGAAAGGAAGAAAACCGUUCAGAAGUAUGAGGGAUGUAAAGAAGUACUUCAAGCCUUUGGCAUUGAGCUUUUCUAGUGGUUGGAGGUCUAAAACGCAGUUUGAAAUUCCUCUUGAAGGAUACCUUCUGAUCUCAUCCAAAGGGAGUGUAUGCUUGGGAGUUCUAAAUGGCACCGAAGUUGGACUUCAGAAUUUUAACAUAAUUGGAGAUAUAACGAUGCAAGAUAAAAUGGUGAUAUAUGACAAUGAAAAACAAACCAUAGGAUGGACUCCAGCAAACUGUGACCGUCCACCGAGGUCCAACACCAUUAGCAUUUGAUGACAUUCUAUUAAUAAAUCAUUAAAUAUACCAGAUGUAAGGAAAUACCCAGAAAGAUACAUAGUCUGUAUAGGUCUACAAGACUAACAGGAUCCAGUUCAUGAGUGCAAUUAAAACAUGUAAAUUUUUUAAUACAAA